GAUACAAACAACGACGAGGCAACAUCCGACAAUUUCACGUUUCAAUGGUCUGUUAAUAUGGAUCCUUCACUUGCUCGUAUUCGCUCUUCUUCCCACUUUGUAUUGUGAAAGUUCUCUAGCCCCUUCAUGAUGGGCCCUUUGAAGAUUAUUGCACUGGUCAUCCUAGUCAUUUCCUUCUUUACGUUUGUGACCUUCUUCGGAAGGCUACCAGCAUUAAGAAACACCCCUAUUGGGACCCUACAUCGCAUUUUAUGGCUUCACAUUCCGGGUAGCAUAAGGUCUCUGGACCAGAGGUUGACACAAGGUCGUCUCAGUGCUUGGACCGCGAAGAUAGCACACACCCUAUGGAAUGACAGACAUCCACUGGUAAUGAUAUUCUUCAUUCUGCUAUUAUCCGUCUCAGAAUUCUUAUUCCUGCCUCCUGCAUGGCCUCUUUUAAAUACCUCGCAAACAGCCAUCGCAAUCACAUUGGUACUGCUCCCAUACAUAUUCUUGUAUGCAUCAGCAGCGAGCGAUCCUGGCUACAUAACGCAAGAAAAUCAUUCACAUCAGAUGACCCUAUACCCGUAUGACUUCACUAUAUUCUAUCCAGGGCAGUCAUGUCAUACAUGCCGUCAACUGAAACCCGCACGAUCUAAGCACUGCAGCAUUUGCAAGCACUGCAUAGCUAAAAUGGAUCAUCAUUGUAUUUUUAUCAACAAUUGUGUUGGCUACCGGAACCAACACUACUUUCUACUUCUUCUCUUCACCACGGCCAGUUUGACGACUUAUGCAACUUAUCUCGGCUUCAGUCUUCUUUCUGGACAAAUUCGAAAAGAGAUUCCAGCUUGGAAGAUCUGGGGGCCAGGCUUCUCUUGGUCUGAAUAUGGCAACAUCUGGGCGUGGGUACUUCAAGAAUACACUCGUAUAGGCGCAGUCACGCUACUAUGUGGCCUGACCACGCCUCUCAUUUGGGGUUUGCUCGGCUAUCACCUCUACCUCAUCUGGGCAGGUACCACAACAAACGAGUCCAUGAAGUGGGGAGAUUGGGCAUAUGAGAUGGCGGACGGCUACGCAUUCAAACGAGAAUUAUCUUCAGAUCGACAUAAAGACGAGACGAUUGAACCAGUCUGGACACGAUGGCCUGUUGAGAGUGAGCAAAUUGUUCUUCGUACCGAUGAUGGCAUGCCCCCAACUGGUCCAGAUGCUAUAGGGGAGGGAACAUGGGAACGAGUUUGGAAAUUGAAAGACGUGGAGAAUUUGUAUGAUCUUGGAUUCUGGGACAAUUUGACCGAUGUCUUCAGACCUAGAUAUGGCUUCCGCCGUCGGGAACAUAGUUCCAGUGGUUCAGGGAGCAGGAGUCGUCCUUCAUCGGGAGAUGUCACUAGUGUAGCUCCGCCAUAGAUCAUUUGUACUGGAACGUUUAAUGAAUUUUCGAU
This is a messenger RNA of Mollisia scopiformis, 1418 nucleotides long. RefSeq names its product DHHC zinc finger domain protein. Gene Ontology annotation, molecular function: protein-cysteine S-palmitoyltransferase activity. The coding region runs from base 127 to 1383 and encodes 418 amino acids. Gene Ontology annotation, biological process: protein targeting to membrane; peptidyl-L-cysteine S-palmitoylation. The record is from RefSeq and is a predicted model, not a curated record. The transcript has 3 exons. Lineage: Eukaryota; Fungi; Ascomycota; Leotiomycetes; Helotiales; Mollisiaceae. Gene Ontology annotation, cellular component: endoplasmic reticulum; Golgi apparatus.